This is a messenger RNA of Aureococcus anophagefferens, 6343 nucleotides long. RefSeq lists its product as hypothetical. Gene Ontology annotation, cellular component: cytoplasm; chromosome; nucleus. Gene Ontology annotation, molecular function: four-way junction helicase activity; 3'-5' DNA helicase activity. The transcript is spliced from 4 exons. The coding region runs from base 41 to 6343 and encodes 2100 amino acids. Lineage: Eukaryota; Pelagophyceae; Pelagomonadales; Pelagomonadaceae. The record is from RefSeq and is a predicted model, not a curated record. Gene Ontology annotation, biological process: double-strand break repair via homologous recombination.
AAACUCGUCGACGUGCGCCUCUCUGGCGUCGGCGGACGCCAUGGACCUCGAGUUAGACUCCCUGGGCGACGCGCCGUCGCUGGAAUGGAAAAAAUCGGCCCGUCGGCGGUCGAGCACGGGCUCUCGGAAGGUUCGCCGGCGAUCGGUGCUGGGCGAGUCGACGAAUCGGCACAACAACGCCGCCGACGACGCCGAGGCCGACAGCGACGGUGACCUCUGCCACAAGACGGACCCCGAGCGCGGGGAGACGUGGUUCGCGCGGUGGGGCGAGCUCGCCGACGCGCUCCUCGCCAUCGACGACGACGUCGCGCCGGACGCGUUCCGCGGCGCGGCGCGCGAGCUGCUGCGGCGUGGCGUCGAGAUCGUCGACGCCGCGGACGCGGAGGACGCGGCGGGGCGCGACGCGCUCGUGCUCCGCUUCGUCGACGGACCGGAGGGGCGGGUCUCGCUGCCGCCGCCGUUCGACGACCCGUACUCGUUCGCGAACGACUACCUGCCGCUCUACGGCCCGCUGCGGGGGUUCCAGGUCGACGCCAUCGCGGCGCUCCACGAGCGGCGCGACGUCCUCCUCGCCGUGCGCUGCGGCGCCGGCAAGAGCCUGCCGCCGGCGAUGGUCGCGGCGGCUCGGGCCCGGGACGCGUUGGACCGCGGCGCGCAGCAGGUCUGCGUCUGGACCGCGCCGACGCAGGCGCUCGUCGCCGACAAGGUCGACGACCUCCAGGGGCGCUACGGCGAGGGCUGGCGGAACGCGGGCGGGCGCGGCGACUUCGCCGCCGCGGUCGCCGGCCUGGAGCGCGCGGGCGCGCGCGACGACGACGGCGACGUCGUCUUCGACUACGCGGACGCCGCCGCGUCGAGCUCGACGUCGGCGUCGACGGCGCGCCACCCCGUGCUGGCCGCGAUCUCGGCCAAGGCGUGCGACGUCGCCGUCCUGGUCAUGUGCCCCGAGAUGCUCGCGGAGCACGCGGCGUGGUUCGUGCUCGCGGCGCGCGCGGGCAUCAUCUCCCUCGUGGUCAUCGACGAGUGCGACGAGGAGGUCGGCAACGACGACUCGUUCCGGCGGAGCCAGGAGGCGCAGGGGCGCACGAUCCAGGCCUGCUUCGCGUUGGCCGGCGCGAAGGCGCCCGUCGUCGCCCUGUCGGGCACGCUGUCCAAGUUCGAGGUGGGCUCGCUCCUCGAGGCCCUCGGCCUGCCGCCCGCGCCGGCGACGCUCGUCAUCCGGACGGCGUCGCCGAUCAACUCCAUGGUCGACAUCCACACGGGCGACGGCGGCGGCGUCGUCGACUACGUCCGCGACGCGGACGACGGCGCCGCGCUCGUGUUCGCCUUCCGCAAGAGCGUCGUCGAGACCCUCGGCGACCACCUCGCCACGCAGUUCCCCGAGCGCGACGUCGUGAAGAUCCGGGGGAACCUCGCCAUGGAUGAGAAGCGGAGCCGGCUCCGGCGGCUCAAGGCGCCGCUCUCGGAGACGGGCUACGGCGCGGUCGGCGUCGUGAACGAGGCCGGGCACCGCGGCCUCGACCACCCGGACUUGCGCACCAUCAUCGUCAUGGAGCCGCCCUCGGGCGUGAAGUCCUGGCUCCAGCUCGUGGGCCGCGCGGCGCGCGGCGCCGGCCAGAGCGGCACGGUCGUCGUCGCGUUCCCGCGCGCCGCCCUCUUCGCCGUCGCGGGCAUCAUCGUCGACGACGCGAAGAAGCUCGCCGAGUUCACGGACCUCGUGCGCCUCUUCGAGUCCGUGCGGUUCUGCUGGCGAUCCGUCGCCGCGCACGUGCUCGGAGACGUCGCGGCGCCGCUGCUCGCGGCGCCGGUCCCGGCCUGCUGCCCGGCCUGCUCCGCGGCGCUCGAGGCGCGCGAGGCGGGCGUGCCCGCCGUCGAGGCCAUCGACGUCCCGGAGAUUCGGGCGCUGCUCCGCGAGGUGCGCGCCGCGGGCCGGCGGCGGAAGCUCCAGGCGACGUUCGUCGCGCUCGCGAGGGGCAAGCUCACGGGCUGGGGCGCGCGGUACACGGUCGACGCUCGCGGCCGCAUCAUCUGCUCGCUGCUCACGGACGGGCUCCUCCGCCUCGAACGGGCGUUCGGCGAGCGCCGCGCCGUGAAGUUCGUCGUCGACGAGGUGGCCGCCGCGCGGUGGAACCGGCGCGGCGCGUCGGCGAACGUCGUCGCCGCCCCAGCUGCCCCCGAGCCCGACCUCCUCUCCGACGACCCGCACGCGCUCCGGGCGGAGAUCGAGCACCUCCAGAAGAAGCUCGCGGCCGAGAAGACGAAGGGCCUCGCGUCGACGCACACAGAGACCUUCGACAAGGGCGUCCGGGAAUGCGACAUCCUCUUCGGCAAGGAGCUGGAGUCCCUGUUGUCUGGCGCGCUCGGCGACGAGCGCCUGCUCGAGAACGCGUUCAAGAUGCUGAGGAAGUUCAAGGGCACGAAGCUGGCCUUGCUCGCGGCCGGCGCGCCGUCGACGCUCCUGGAGAAGGCGACCGGGUCCUACGAGUUCUGGGCGGCCAAGGCAGGGAGGAUUGGGCGGAAGGACAUGAAGGCCAAGAUAGGGACGCUGCACGUCAUGUGGCUGGGUGCCACGGCGUCGGCGGCGAAGUGCCCGAACUUCCUGCUCUGGUGGGGCCUGGUCCAGGCGGCCAAGGGGGCGACGAACGUGGAGCUCGAGGAGAUGGCCAUGCUGCGGAUAGUAGCGGACCGGAAGAUCGUCCGUGCCUUUGAAUCUGAAUACGCGUCAAUAUGCUCGGAGAACACGGCGCUCUGGGCGCGCGGGCUCGCGGCGGACGGCGCCUCGACGCUCGUCGACAACGCCUGCGUCACGGCGCGCGCCAAAUUCGGCGGGAGCGACCGCUCCUCGGCGUCGAUGACGCACUUCACGGUGCGGGUGCUGCUGCGCAUCCAGCUCGCGGCCGCCGGCGGCCUCUACGACGACGCCAUGCCCAAGUUCGUCUGCGUGCAGCGCGACGCCUACGGCCUCUACGGCCACACCUUCGCGAGCCUGGUCACCGGCGCGAGAAGCGCCAAGGACUACGGCCGCGUCUUCAUGCCCUUCGAGCGCGACGGCCAGCGCGUCGAGAUCGAGUUCCGCCCCGUCGAGACGCUCUCGAAGCUCAUGCGCGACGUGCCCGACCUCGCCUUCCCGUCGCGCCUCGUCGCGCUGGAUUUCCCGCUCACGGUCGGCGACCUCGACCCGGACGCCCUCCUCGCCGCGUCCGGCGCCGCCCGCGGGCGCCGGGCGAGCACGCACGACGCCGCGCGCGCGCUCUUCGUCUACGGCCUCGCGGACUGCCUCGCGACGCUCGAGAACAUGGACAUGCUUCCCGUGAUCCGCGGCUCGCGGCUGCUCCCCAAGGGCGUCAAGUUGGAGGCGAUCGCGACGCUCGACAAGCUCAUGCGCCACUCCAUCGACAAGGUCACGCCGGGCCACAAGGAGGCGACGGAGAUCAAGGUCCUCCCCGCGAGCCAGCACAACGAGCUCACGACCGACGGCGCGGCGCGGAUCUUCAUGGACCUCCUGCCCAUCCAGACGCCGGCCUCCUUCGGCAUCAGCGACGGCGUCGACCGGGGCAAGAAGCAGAUCGACACGCUCAAGGACCGCGCCGCGGCCCGGCGCGUCGCCGGCGCGGCCAAGGUGCAGCUCGCGGUCGACGCGAAGUCGAAGGGCAUCGCGGCGGCGAACAAAGCCAAGGAGGCGAAGAAGCGCAAGUCGCCCGUGCCCGCGGCCGCGCUCACGCCCGUGCCCGUGCCCGUGCUCGUGCAGUCCGACGCCGUGUCGCCGACGAUCGGCGGCCGGCUCACGCGCCAGUGGACGCGGGCCGUCGCCGCCGCGUCGCCGCGGCCCGCGCCGACGCCCUCGACGACGGCGACGCCUUCGACGACGGCGACCCCGGCGACGCCUUCGACCGCCGCGACCGCCGCGACCCCGGCGGCGACGGCGACGACGGCGACCCCGGCGACGACGGCGACCGCGGCGACCGCGGCGACGCCCUCGAGCUCGACGCCGGACGGGCCGGCCGACGAGGCCGUGUUCCUGAGGCUGCUGCGCGACGAGGGCCUGAGCGACUGCGCCCUGAUCAGCCCCGCGACGUCGAAGGGCCUCGUGAUGACAUGCUCGGACGGGCUCACGGUGUCGCGGUACGAGAGCGCGUUGGCCAAGCUCCGCGACGCGGUCAUCGACGGCGCCGGCUCCAAGGAGGAGGCGAACAUCGUCCUGAAGCAGCUCAGCCUGUUCCUCACGUGCAACGUCGUCGAGCACGACCGCUUGCACGCCGUGUUCCACCUCACGCACCUCACGCUGAAACACGGCUUCGAGCACCUGGGCCGGGCCGUGGCCCGCGCGCGCGGCCUCACCGGCGUCACGACGUCGUCCGCGGAGGCGGGGCAGAACGUGCGCAAGAAGGUCCACCACGAGCGGAUCCAGUGCCUGGCCGCCGUGAAGGAGCUCGUGUCCGCGAUGCUCCGCGACGACGCCUUCCGCUCCCGCGUCGACGCGCUCCCCGUCGAGGGCGGCACCAUCAAGCAGGCCGACUUCGUCGCGCUCCUCGUGGCCUUCCUCACGAGCGGCGACGGCGGGAGCGAGUUCGAGUGCGUCCGCGACCACGCGCUCCUGGCCAUGAACUUGCACGCGUUCAAGACGUCGCUCCAGUGGCGCCACUGGCUCUUCGCGAACGUCGCGGAGACGAUCUCCACGCCGGCCAUGCUGGCCAACAACAAGCCCAACUACGGCAUCCUCUUCCUCGAGCUCCCCUUCCUCUCGCGCAUGCGGUCGCUCGCGCAGUCCCUGGGCUUCUGGCGCUCGGCGAUGACGGUGACGACCCGCGGCGUCGAGAAGUCGGGCAAGCCCAGCGGCGAGGUCCACGAGGGCAUCGUGCAGGCCUCCCAGCAGCGGCUCGGCAGCCAGAAUUUCGGCUCCACGACGCGGCUCCACGAAGGCCGCGCGGAGACGAACCGCGGGCUCACGGGCUCCGCCGCCGGCGACUUCGCCAAGAUGAAGGCGGCCACGGCCGUCGCGGGCCUCGGCGCCGCCGUGCUCCACGGCUACCACCGCUCCCUCGAGCUGCGGCGCGAGAGGCGCCGCGACUUCGGCGGCGUCGCCGUGAAGAAGGAGGUCGCGGCCGUGGCCGCGCUCUUCCGCGACGCGCGGUCCUGCGAGCGGCGCCCGGACCGCGCGGCCCUGCUCUCGCACCUCGAGAUGACGCAGUCGUCCUACGGCGUGGCGCUGGGCGGCGACAAGCUCGCCGUCGCGCUGGCCUCGCUCCGCUUCGAGCCGUCGAACCGCGCCACGACGUCGGGGCAGCCGCGCUUCGUGUCGACGUGCGUCGCCGCGCUCUCGUUGAACGUCGCGCCGGACGCCGUGCUCGUCGCCGCGGAGGUCAAGACGUCCGGCGCGACGUCGCCGACGUUCAUGCUCUUCGAGCCCAUCGACGAGCCCGCGACGCUCGCGGACAUCCUCGGCGGCGCCGACGAUCCGCGGGCGCGCCCCGAGGAGCUGCGGCUCCUGGUCUACGCGCCGGCGGGCCCGCCGAAGCCCUUGAAGAGCAGCAACCUCCACGUGAACGUGCGCGGCGACGGCGGCCCCAUGAGCGCCUGGGAGUUGCAGCUCGCGCGGAGCCUCUCCACGGACACGAGCUCUCGAGCCGACCGCCUCGAAGCCGACGACGAGGACCCGGACGGCUACGGCGCGCCCUGCGCGAGCCCCCUGGACCACGUGGCCGUGAGCCCGCCGGCGCCGGUCACGCAGCGGCCCGUGGGCACCGCCUUCCAGCUCGAGCUCGCGCGCGACUCGUGCGAGCCGCCGCCGACGGCCUUGGCGACGCGCCGCGCCGCGCGCCGGGCCGGUUCCGACGCGCACCUGGCCAAGGCGUUGGGCAUGGCGCAAGAGGGGCCGAACGCGCUGCUCGUCGCCGCGAGCGCCGCGAUCUCGGACGCGACGGCUCCCGCCGCGUCCGGCGCCGGCGACGAGACCGAUCGGGCGACGAUGCGGCGCGCGGAGACCCUGCUCCGGCGCCAGAAGAGCGCGCUCGUGGCCGAGCGCGACGGCGCGGCGGCCGAGCACGCGCACCUCUGCCAGGAGAAGGUCCGGGUCCUGAAAUCCAGCACCGCGAAGAUGCAGGACCUGAAGGCCACGAUCAAGCAGUGCAACGCCGCGCUGCGCAAGAACCAGAAGGACAGCAACGUUGUCCAAGCCCGGCGCAAGGCGGCCGAGCUCCAGGACCGGCUGCGCGCCGCCACCGCCGCGGAGCCCGAGGCCGACGGCGCCGUGGAGCGCGACCCCGACGACGAGAUCCGCAUCACGGACGGCGAGCCCGUCUUCUCCGACGCCGACGACAGCGACGGCGACUUCGACGACGCCUAG